AUGUCCACGCGAAAUUCUCCCAACCGGUUAUUGCCUAGAUGGGCAUCAAGUUUAGCUCUCUACCCUUCUAUUGUUCUCGCGGAGGGACGUCGGUCGUGUAACAUAACCUGCGGUGCGUUCGUUAAUUUUUUAACAAACCAGGAAGCCCAUCUCAUGGAACAUACCCAACAGCAAUGUCACGUAUAUGCUGAUGUCGGACUGAAGGCCCGACUCAGCAAAGAGAACACGCGGUCUGCGGAACUACAAUCUCAAACUCAGAUUCCUGCCUUGUCCUCGAUGUAUCGAUCCGGGUUUGCCGCAUCCUUGUUGAUACACCUCUCUUCUGGCCGAGGUCUUCCGGAUUUCCUCAGCCCCAGCUUCCCUUCUAGCCGGCAUUUUGAACGAGCCCCGAAAGACAGGCUGGAACGCUGCGGAAUAAACGGCUCAGUGGAUCGCUUCACGGUUGAACAUGAUACGGAGAAAUCUACCAACGCUCUGGACCAGGGCCCUACGGCAAGAUCUAAGGAGAUUGGAAAACGACGGACGACAUGCACACGAGAAAUUAUCCCGAUUCCAUCUCUGAUGUCUGAGAGAGUUCCAGAAUCUUCGAGUUCAUUGUGGUGCAAGGCUAUCUCCGGCCAGUGCAAGGACGGUCGCGAACUUGAAUCACCCAAUGCCUUUCUUCCCUCUCCCGAGAUUGGAGAGUCACUGUCUGUCUUCCCAUUGUUUCGAGUCAAUGAGAGGAUGCGCAAAAAGCUGCACUGGAAGCUUGGGUACGUGCAGCCUCCUUUGCUCGGCAUGUAUAACGCCCAGUUCGAUGAAGUUAUUUCAUGGAAGCAAGCGUCCAUAAUCUCUCAUAUAGCAAGCCUUUUCUCUCUGCUACACAAUGUUGACAUGUAA
Molecule: messenger RNA, 879 nt
Organism: Guyanagaster necrorhizus
Lineage: Eukaryota; Fungi; Basidiomycota; Agaricomycetes; Agaricales; Physalacriaceae
Exons: 7
Coding region: 1-879 (292 amino acids)
Source: RefSeq, a predicted model, not a curated record